AUGGGGACGGGAAGCCAUGUACGAGACGCUAAACUUGGUGAAGCAAACGGCACGGAAGCAGACCACGAAGUCGUCCCAAGACUUGUCACCACCGGCGAUGGCAAAGCACUGAAGGCCGACGACACCGAAGGCAGCACAACAGGGGAAAGUGACGAAGUUGGCGAAGUUAAACCCGACAAUGACGAAACCAAACCCGCCGAUGCAAUUGAUGUAGAAGCCGACGAAAUAGCAUCGCUAUGGACUGGCGAAAGCGAUAAAUCCGUUCCAGAACAACAGGACAGACUAUUAUUAGUGAGCCGAGGCAUCCAAGAUAGAAGCCAAAACCCAAACGAAGCACAAGAAUCCCCAGAAAAAUCAAAAUAGAAAACCAAAAUCGAGUUCACAGUGUGAGAAGCAGUAUGCAAGUGAGCACAGCCCGUGAGCACAGCAAAUGGCAAACUCCCGCCCGCUGACAACAGACUGCUUCUGAUUGGUCAAUGAAAUUGAACCUUGCAUAAAUGCAUAAUUUACAUAUUAUAACGACCCACAUCACAACUCGUGCUAGAAGUUAACUAUUUUUAUUGCAUAAACACAUAAAGGAGUCUAGUCAGACUUGUUUGCUAAAUCUACCACAAAUUAACUCCGGUAUUUUUAACGUUAAAGUUCUCAAAGAGAACACAUGGUAUUAUAAUUUUAAUUUUAUAUUCUGUAAAAAUGUUGGUCUAUUUUAUAAGGCGGCAGUGUCGGUGAUUACCUCGCUUGAAAUUAAUUUUGGAAGAAAAAUGAGUGACAACUAUUUUUCAAAUCGGUUUAUGAGAUGUGAAUUUGUGCUCAGUUUGGUAUAUACAUGUAUGAUGAACAUAGGGGCUACAGGCUUUUCUCAGCAAUUAUUGCACUUACACUGGAAUUGUUUUUUCAAAAUCGUUACUAUGGAAAUAGCAUGGAUCUUUGUUGAAAAUAGUAUGGAAAUCCAAUUUUCAUACUAUAUGGAUAUAGUUAGACUUUCCAAAGUCCUUUCCAGAUCCUUCUACUCCCGACUUCGUUGCUCGUGUCGCGCGCUCCCUCCCCCAUGAUCGACUUGUGACAAGUCUAUAGGAUAACAGUAUCAUAAAUCUACGAUCUACAUCAUUUUCUGUUACAGUCCGCAAGAUUGCAGGAGAAAGAGUGAAGGUCAGGCAUCUGCUGUUGUAAGCUCUGUUUCACCUGCAUCCAGUGAUAUUUCACCUGUGGUUCUUCGAAGCGAGGUAGAGUGCUAGCGUCCCAGAUACAUGCAUGUAUUUAUUUUUUAUCAGUCAGAAUGAAGCAAUCUGAUUGGCUGAGGAGCCUUUCAGAGCGGGUCGGAUUUUUGCAUCCGCUGUGAAAAAUGCAUGAACAUAUACGUAACAAAUCGUAGGCCCAAGACAUAGAGUAUAGUUGUACCUGGCACAAGAAAGACUAAAACUGUUUAAAAUUCAUUAAAAAACUCAUUAAUGAUUCAAGAGGAAAAGGCAAAGGAAAUCACUACCGUGUCGGUGGUUUUAUAUGUGAUAAAAAUUCAUAUUCAUUUACAUAAACUUUAGCUUUGAUUUUCUCUGCUUAGACAACGUUUAUUUUUAAAAAUAAUUACUUCGCCAAUGAACUCAUCAGAUGGGUCGUUUUUUAAGACAUUUAAAACACUCGAGCUGCGCUCUCGUGUUUUAUAUCUGAUAAUUAAAAGCACUCCUGCUCAUGUUAUAAAUAGUACAUAAAAAAUUAUUAUAUUACCACGGUUUCCAAUAGAAGCUUGCACCCGACAAUUUUCGAUGUCUAACUAUCAUUUGAAUAUACCGUUGAAUAUCGUAUUAUUUUCUAAAACUAUAAACCAAAAUAUUUUCUCGUUACCAUAGAAAUGUCAGGAGAGAGGUAUCCGACCUAUAUAUAAUAUAAAUUUUGCUCCAAAAGUACUUUCCAAAAUGGCUGGAAAUGCCAUCUCACAGGGUCUAAAUUUUAAAAUCUUUACGGGGGAUGCUCUCGAAAUCCACUCCCUUGGUGAGCCGUACUUUCUACACCACAUAGCCGCCUGUAGUUCUUUCGAAACGCCCCCUACUGUGCUCAAAAUUCUAGUGGAAUCCCUGUAUUACGGUGAAAAUAUUCUAACAACUGCCUUUAUAAACAUACCUUAAAAUAUCAAUUGGCCAUGCACGGGCAUUGUCCGACCCAUUCGUGAAAUUGUCCGACGUAUUGAGAGGAAACCAUGCACUGGACAUUUUGUCCGACAUAAUGAGGUUUAUUGUUUGUCCGUCCCGAGUGAAUUGGUGUCCGACCUAACUGUUUUGCCAACGUAAAUAAAAAUGUACCCUAUAUCCCUAUAGUCCUGGACUAUAGAGGCUCGUAUGUUAAAUGGAGAACCAAAGUAAUGUAUAAAAAGUGAACUGGAAAUGUGUAAUCAAGUGCGGAGUUUUCACCGUGGGGUUCGAAAAUUAAUUGCCAAGAUUCAAAUGACUUUCCAAAUUGUGCUGAUAUUAAUUUGUGUUUGCAUUCAUUGUUAUUUCCAAGACCGCAACUGAACUCAACUAUAUAUAGUCAUCGGAACUCAAAGUCAUCGACCGCUAUUUUAAUACAAGAUUGCGUGACUCGUACUACAAUUUUGAGUUGUGAUUCCAGACUUGUACAGUCACACACAUGACGUAUAGUUGCUUUAAUACUGAAAAGGAAUGAAUAUUUUAUUGCCUAUUUGCAUCCACAUACUAGCUAUAACUACAGUAACUUCGCAACCAAAAUUUAUUUGAAAGCGACAAGAAAACUUCAAAACAAUUUUGAUACUCGUGCAGGCAACAAUAUUGUGAUAAAAUGAUUUUGAAAAACAAAUGCAAAAGACCGGCACAUCAACAAAUAUAAUAUCGGUCAAAGACUUUCCUUCCUUUUUAUGCAAUAUUUUAGAGACUAAACGUCAUGUGUGUGACCGCAAGUUUGUGAUCACUACUCGAGAUCGCACUUACUAGUGCAAUCCUCGCAAGCUUUUAUCCAUCGCAUAUCAGUGCUACAAAGACAGUUGUUAGAAUAUUUUCACAGUGAUAUAAUUCAUUUGUAUUGAUUGAAUUUUAAGCAAUCUUUUUGUGCCCAUUUGAACUAUCUCUUGGCCCUCCUAUAUGGACAAAUACGAUUUUCAAUUUAUGCAUGUAGUGUGCAAAUUAUAUGAAUAGACGCUUGGUGUCAGGAGUAUCCUUAUGACAUGUAAAAUCUUGCAGUAUGGUACAGUAUGCAUCUUAAAGUUUGUAGUAGUUGAAACAUUUUCAUCUCCUUUUUGCGCGUACUAAUUAUUUCGUUUUAUAUGUUUUUACCAGGGGUUUAACUAUGCCUGCUACGAAUCAUCCAUGAAACCACAGACACUUUUUGCAGCACAGGAGAAGUAUGUUCAAUAACGAACUUGCAUGCAUAAUGGUUUUAAUGUUUUAAGUCGAAUGUCUGCCGAGAGGGGUUGUGAUUUGACUACCACUACUGUUACCUCUCACAUGUUUAAUACGUUUUUGAUUGGUUAGAAUAAAUUCAUCUGAUUGGUUAAUGGUAAUAUAGUAGCGGUAGUCGCGCAAAGUUGUAAUGUUUCUAUAACGAUUUAGCACGAUCCUCGACUAAUUGGCGUUAUUGUUUUUGGCAACUGGAGCGUAAUUCGGAAAUUUCCUAUUUACUUGUACUUCGCUGAUCAUUAUCGAACAUUAAGGGGCGCGGCGCGGUGGCAACCCCCCCCCCCCCUUCCCCUCCCCAAUAAUUUCUGAAAACCUUUGAAUGAUAGCUGAAUAUAACACAGCAAAGAUAAUCUUUAUAAUGCAGAGAAACGUCGACGUUUCAAGCGAUGGCCCUUCGUGUGGAAGUGACUAGUCUUUUGUACUGUACAAGUACCUGCAGUAAUUAUUAGCUUCCUGUAGAAGAGUCUUGAGUUGUUUUUCACAUUGUUACAUCCAAAACAAAUACAACUAGAAUUCAUUAGUUACUAUAUAGUUUUAGUCUCAACCCACUAGGCUUGGGUGGUUUUCAAGAAAAAAACCGAAACCGAAAACCGACGCGAAAAGAACGAUCAACCGGUUUUUUGUUCGCCAUCUUGACGCUUGAAACCCCCCAAAAGACGAAAAACGGACUGCGGAAAAUAAUGACCGACCUAAAAGCGAUAAUUCUCAAUCUAGGUCGGCAAAUAUUUUCAAAUCAAAUAGACAAUAUCCAAAUGAAAAUUUGCUUGCUGUAAAUACGCGUAUUUAUAAACAGCAAUUAAUUGCAUUCAAUGCCAAUAGCAAAGAAAACAACUAGGGCCUAACAAAAUGUAUGAACUCCAAUCGAACAGUGCAUGUUGUGACCAAAUGUUGUGGCAAACCGUACACUACUUUAUUACCAUAUACUUUCUCUUAAACCUUGAAGCUCGAUGAUUUUAACACGAUGUUUACUUUUCAAAGUUUCAAGUAUCACCUUCCAACAAUGAAACUGCAAUGUUUGUAAAUUUGAUACUCGCAAAGCGUAUUUGACUACGCAAGCUAAAUUACUAAUGAUCAAAACCUAAUAAUUAAAACAUUGUUGAAAACGCGUAUGUGAAAGAUGCGUACGCGGAAAAAAAUGCCGAGACGUAUUUGAAAGUAGGUCGGCAAAAUUUUGCCGACCUAAAUCUACACAUAUCGCUUUGCAGGUCGGCAUUGCCGAAUGCCGACCUGAGUUUCAAGGACUGAUUUAUAAUACUAAGGUCUAUAUUUUACAGUUUUUCCUUGUUUCUCUAAAAUACUUUGUAACUACAUAAACGAAAAGAAAAGAAGAUUGGCUGCAGGCUUUCCGCAUUCCGAUCAAGCUUCGUCGCUUUCCAGUUGCACAUUGUGUGAACGAAUGGCGAUAUACGAUUCUUCGGUCGAUUUUCUGGUUCCAAUAUAGGUGAAACCGUGAAGCCGGUUUUGAAAAACCCGAUAAACCGCCCCAGCCUACAACCCACUGCACCUGUCUUGAACACCGCCGUUAAACAUCGGUUGUUGCUAGAGGAGAUGGACGAGACGAAGGUUUUCAAGAAGGCGGCUAUUUAUCAAGAUUGUUAGAACGCGAAAGAAUCAACAACCAGGCCCUUAUAACAAUCUAUAUACCCUAAACCAAACCCCAAUCCUAUACAACCCUAACGUUAACCCAUAGAUAUCUUAUAUACACUAGAUAGCGCAUCUCUUUUAGUAAAAUCGAAGCCAAGAAUAUUCCAGCGGUUACCCCCAUUUGAAUAGAUGGCGGCCAUGUUGGUCGUUCCCACUUGCAAAUAAACGCUUAAAAACAACAAUAACUUUCAUAACUUUGAAUAGUUUAAAAACGUAUUUGGAAUAGGGUUAAGUUAAUGUUUAAGUUCCCUGUUUAAGAUAUGGAAAACAUACGAAUCUUCUCAUUUUAUGGGAACGACCUGAGACUGCAAUCACGGCUUCAAUUUUUGAAUUUCAGAAUAAUUAGAUGCACUAUCUAGUGUAUAUAAGAUAUCUAUGCGUUAACCCUAAACUGAAGCGAACUCUGAGUUUAAAUUUUGGACUAUCUUGGAAAACCUCCCUCUUGUCCAUCCCUGUUGGCCAUUACCAUAGUAGUGUCGGUUUGCACUCGAAUGCUGGAAAUAGUAUUGUCUUGACGAAGAUCUAACAAAAAGUGUAUAAAGAAAAUUGCGUGAGUGUAAACUCGGUAUCACUUCGUCUUGACAAAAGGAAUCAAAGGCCGUUGAGGCCGACCCACAGAUAAGAUCAAAUGAAAGUGACAGAAAGAAUUAGAGCAGUUGCAGUUGUUCUUGCAAACCGGACACCGUGCGAAUUUUGCCAUUUCACCCAUUUGUCGUGCUUCUUUUGCCAAAUCAAAAGAACAAACGCGUGUUCCAGCCCGAUUCCCGGUUCUGAAAGGCCCGAUUGGCAGACAAACAGUGCGCGCAAAGCAGGCUGAUCAUUUCCCAUUGUUAGUAACUGCCCCACACUCACCACACACUCAAGUAACCACAAAGACUCACAGAUGUUGCAAGCAACAUCCGUGAGUAAAAAAGCGGUGAAAAUCCCUAUACUUUCAUAGCUUCAGCCGUUUCCUACAGUAAACGCUUUUCCCAUGUUAUUCCCAUUAUUUUGGCAGACAUUUCCCCCUCCAUUACCGUAUAAUCGCGUUUGACCGCUGGCUUUCCUUGAACCGAAUUGAAGUGGGAAUGUAAACUCAGUAUCACUUCCUUUUCGCAAUUAAGGUAUUGUUUCACACUUGAAGCUCCGCCAUCAAUCAUUCAAAGACGAGGAGAAGACUCUUUGACGUAUUUAAAUAAAGGUUUGACAUUUACCAUUGUACUUACCAGCGUUAUAUACACAGUGAUAUUGUACAUGUGCUUUUAGUAAUACCAUGGAUAAUGAAAUAAAUGGAUAGGAAACUAGCUGACGUGACCUAAUGUUUUCAAUGGGCUGAUGGCGUGAUUGGAUGUUGAAACCUAGUUGCAAACCAAAUUCUCAAAAACGGCAUGUUUAGCAAUAAUACAGCUAAACAUUUUAGUCAAAAAGCAAAUGAAUGCAUGUAACUACGCCAUUCUACGAUGAAAUCUCUAAGUAUUUCUAGUCAAUUUUAGCAAAUAUUUCAAGCACUAAACAGUGAAAAAGGCAUCCCAAAUUCGUUAAAAUUGGGGACGCCAAUUUCGUAGCUACAAAUGUAAAAAAAUACAAAACAAAGACGAAAAACAUUUACCUUGAAUACUUUGUCGUGGCUUAGGCAUGUUUUUAAAACAAUUAGACCAGUUUAUGCUUCAAUAUUACUCUUUUAAAGCGGAAAGUAUAGCGAAACAACAAGAAUGCCGAGAACUUUGCAAUACGCGUGACGUCACAGAUUGCAACUAGGUUGUUUUUGCUUACGUCAGCUAGAGUCCUAUCCAUUUAUUUUAUUAUCCAUGGUAAUACCCUAUAUAAGGUAUAUAGGCACGCCUUGGCACACCCCUUAGCUUAUCACGAAUUACGAUUUAUCACAUGCCUCGAUUAUAUAAGCUGCAAUGCAAAAUAUAUUUAAUAUAAAAACUCUACACCAUAUAUAUUAUAAUUAUAUACAUUUUAAAGCACAAGUGACUUUCUAAACGUCCAACACAAUUGUAGUGCAUAAUUCGCAAUAAAAAAUUAUCGCGCACGUAUAACAAGCCCAAGGAGUGCGAUUUAUUGCACCCAUGCCCUUCCCUUUCUGGAUGUAGAUGGUCAUCCAUCGCGGCCGAUGCAAAUGAGUUCAUGCCCCAAUGAAAUCCAAGCAAAUUUGUUUAUGUUAUUAGCCUAUCACACAUAGUAUUUCUAUAGGAAGUAACACGGUUCGAAUUUCGAAAUGUACAGUAUAUUAAUGAAAAACCACACCCGUGUUUCCCAAAAUAUUUGUAUAAAACUGAAGAACGAACUGCGGAUUUUUGAUUAAUUCAUGUAUUUCGAGAACAAGUAAGCAAAGCUAUAGUAUGUAAAGUCAAAGAUAGCGUAUAAAAGUGUGCGCGCACAUACCUUUCUCGCUCCAUGGCCUGUUUGCGAGCAAAUAUGAGUUUAUACAACAAAGCUCUUUUGAAUAGCACAUGUUGUACAUUUGUACGUUGUACAUGUUGUACAUUUGUACACCUCUGUUAUAUAUAAUUAAUAUCAUCUUUGAUGUCUUGAUCCAAUCAGAAACAAGAACACACUGUUUAAAAUAAUUUUUUCCACGACAGCUUGACGAGCAUAAUUUUAAACUUAAGCUUCAUUAAAAAAGAAAGCACUAUAUAUACAGCAAAUGAUUCUUAGUGUUUGACUUUUGUUUAUUUUAAAGAGUAAGUGUGCAUGUGACUUUCUUAAUUAAUACUGUUCUCGACAUUCUUAUCAAUUGCUUUUGUAAGUUGGCUUUUAGUCUUCAGGAAAUUGUUAUACGAACCUAUCGGGUUACAAUGUAGCACAGUCUGUUUGUAAUAUAUAUCAUUUGUAAAUUCUGAACGCUGAUUGGCUAAGAGCCGUGUUGAUAUAACUCCAUGUCACACAGAAAAUUUAUUUCUUUAUAUUUCUUUGUGCUAUAAAACAAAUAUAAAACUUUUUUCUGUGUUGGUGUUGUGUACUCAGGUGAAUAUGAUAUUUGUGAUGUUACUCUGAGUGUAUAUCCACACCGGUUCGUAGGUUCGAAUCCCACCGUGGCCGGGCAUAUUUUUCAAGCUCGCCCGGUGUGGAUAUACACUCAGAGUAACAUCACAAAUAUCAAAUAUAAAACAUUUUUUCCGUAUUUAAAUUUUAAUUUAAUGUAGUACUAAUUUUUAUUUAAUGCUUGGCCAAGAAUGCACUUAAAUGCUGUGCAAUUCAGUACAAUGAUUACGUAUACGUUAAAGCCAAUUACAGCGGGUCCAAGUACAGUAUAAUACAUAUAAAGUUUGGUAAUUAAGUAUUUUAAUGACUAUUUACUUUUCUCUCCAGGCCAGUUUUAUUCAAUCCAUUUUGAAGCAAAUCCGUCCGAGUCGGCUGAUGCUGAAAAUACCCAAGUCAAGGUACAGAUAUGGUUUAUUAUGUAGCUAAUAGCCCCCACCCCACCCCCAAUAGUAAAAUUUUACCAAAUAGGUAUGCUCACAAUUUUUAGACGCAUAAGUGAUAUCAUAUAGGGAGGAGCCGGUAUAGUCGCGGUUUUUUAUUGGUAGAAGUCGAUGGAGGUUGAACGCGGUUUGAACCUGUACACAAAUCUGUUUAAAAACUAGUUAGAAAUGACUCAAUAAUGAAACAGAAACAUCUUUUGAAACUUGGUUAUAAAAAUAUCAUAAUUCGUUGUGCUUAAACCGUCUGCACCAGUAGCCAAAACAAGUGCCCAUGCAUGCUACGCAUCAACCAGUUAAGAAGAUGUGUGUAAAACAAUAGAAUUAUUAACCGUGACCACAAGGUACACAAUGACUUAGCCGGAACAAAGAAAUUUUAGAACUUACCUAUGUACGUUCUACGUACUCACCCUUCGACUUCGGUUGAUAACACAAACUUCGGGCUUGAUAAUUCUUCAUAUCAUGCUCAACAUUCAGUAAUUGUCAGUAACUUAAAUUACACGUCCGACCAUGUCCGACGCCGAUUCCCCAUACAUGACCGCUAUUCGUCUGACAAUAAUAUGCGCAUGCGUGCAUACAAUAUCAGGUUCUUAAAGUAAAAGUAAAAAUACCUUGCCCGGACCCAAUCCUGACCAGGGCCCAUCCUAACUUUCGAUCAGGCAGUUACUCACACCUGUUCGCUGGUAACUUACGGAUGUCCGUGAAUUCAGAGGAUUUGAUUCUACGUGCGAGCGAUUACAAGGCGGACGCCUAAAACUCUCAAAUACAGAGAACUUGCUUGAAAUCUACUGACAUUUACGUGGUAUCUUUUUAGCGUGUUUAAUAAUAAUAAUAGUAAUAAUAAAAGUUAUAACAAUGAUGUAAUAUUAAUAAUAUUAACCCGGUGUCGGACCUGUAAACGCGCAAAUUCUCGUACCCGCACAUCUAACUAGAUUGAUAUUUUCUUGUCUAGUCAAUCUUACACUUGGUUUUCCGUGAUGAGAAAGAUCCAAAUGUUGAGAUUCAACAUUGGCGAUACUGGCAUGCUCAGCAGGCAAAUCCUCAACAGAGAGCAUUUGAUAUUGGUAACUGAUACAUUACAGUCGAUUUCAGCUUACUUUUCACUUAAAUGUUCCGAACUUUGUUCCGAACUUUGCAAUUUCGUUGCCAAGUUCAAACGUUCAUAAUGAAAUUUACAAACAGGUUUGUAAACAAAGCCUCUGAUAGGCUAUUAAAUCAAACCAGCCAAUCAAAUGCCCAGCUUACAAACCCGUUUGUGAAUUUCAUUAUGAACUUUUGAACUUGGCAACGAAUUUGCGAAGUUCGGAACGAAGUUCGGAACAUUUGAGUGAAAAGUAAGUUGAAAUCGACUGUAAAGUACUGUAUGUGAACAUGCAUUGACUCUUCUCGGUUACCUUUCGCAUGUAGCGGAAGAGACAGGAAGUGGUGAAGACAUAAGCCUGGCUACGAGGUUAAAACGCGAUAUUCUUGUUUAGAUCGUAAGUCAUGUGCAAGUAUUGAAGAUCACGUGGAUGAGAUUGCUUACAAUGCAGCUGCGUUUUACUGGGAUUCGAAACUCAAUGCCAAGGUAUGGGUCUUGAGUUUUUGAGUUUUAGGGAAACUGUCGAACUGAAAACUGCAAAACAUGACUAAACAGUCUAUAUUGUUGAUGAAUAUUAUAUUGUUAUGAAGCAUUCAAUACAGAGAUUAUAAAAGCGAAAACCAAACUAAAUUUCAUUGUGAUAACACUAGAAAACUCAAAGUUUUCCACGAGAGCAUGCCCCAGACGAGCGUAUGACCUCACGCCACAGUCCGUUGCCCUGGAUGAUCCCUAGGUUCAAUAUUCAGCUUCUAAGACCGAAACGUAAGACUUAACUACGGUCACAGAUGAUCGGAAGAAAUCUGAACCGUACCCAAACUCUUCCGCUUCCACGUGGAAAUGCGUACUGUUAACCAAGCUCGAAACAUGCUUGUAGAUUUAAUUUAUGUGAAGGUUUCCAAGGAUUUUUUGGAGUUGUUAGCCUGUAGAUCCAGGUUCAUGCAGUAGGUCCACUGCCUACACAUGAUUCUUCGAGUUUGAAUUUGUAGGUAGUAUUGCUCCAUGGCUCCAUAUAACUUCUGCAGCCAUGCAUGGCUCGAAAGUUUUCGGUUUCAUUUUCACUUCAACUCAAAUGGCGAAAGCGUAUAAAUUUGUGUAAAAGUAAAAUAAGACCCCCUUGGGUCUAAAAAAUUGUGGUCUGGUUUGGUUUCCCGACCGUCCCUCUUUUUCCUGAUGACUCUCAUGUAGUUUUUUUAAUGGUGGCUGUGGCUGGAUUGUUUGCCUAUACCUACAUAUCGCGACCCUUGUUUUUUUUUGCUUAAGGCCGUUUUCCACUAGGCGAAUUUUUUCGCGCGAACAGAUAAAAAGUAGGAAGCGAUCCUACUUUUUCGCCGCGAAUUUUUUCGCCGACCAAUCACGUUGCCGGAUUUCGGUUUUCGCUUCGCGUCGCGCGAAAAAAUUCGCCUAGUGGAAAACGGCCUUUACUGUAUGAUACAACGUAGCGCCAAAAUGGCGUCCGUUUUCCAUAGAAAUUACUUCUUGAAAUUAGAGCUGUGCGGUUAACCGAAAAAUUCGGUUCUUCCGGUACUUUUUUUAGCACCGAAAAUUAUGCGCAAAAGAACCGGUAGUUUCGGUUUUAAUUUCCCGUUUAACGCCCGCCAAACGCCCACCUGAUUGCAGGUUGAAAUGUUUGGAAAAUAACAAGAUUGGGCUCUUUGUGCACAAUAUGCACUCUACUAAGUGCUCAAAUAGUUGAUAUUUUAGUUGUGAUAGUUAUUGUUGUGCACUUGCUUAUUAAAAAGAAAUUUUUCAUGUUCCUAAAUAAAUUCCAAUUGUUCUUUUAAAAUAUUCAGAGAUUUAUACAAACUUACAAAGGCAUAUAAAUUCAUCUAUUUAGUAAAAAUGCUCGAAACAUACAUAAAUUAUAUUUGUGAUGUUACUCUGAGUGUAUAUACACUCAGAGUAACAUCACAAAUAUCAUAUUCUCCUGAGUACACAACACCAACACAGAAAAUAUCAUAUUACUAGAUUACAUUGAUAUCGAAGGAACUAGAUUCUGUUCCGAAAUAUCACAUACUCGAACCGUCCUGACCGCGUAGCUCAGUUGGAAGAGGUCGUAGGUUCGAAUCCCACCGUGGCCGGGCAUAUUUUUCAAGCUCGCCCGGUGUGGAUAUACACUCAGAGUAACAUCACAAAUAUCAUAUUCACCUGAGUACACAACACCAACACAGAAAACAUCAUACAUAAAUGAGUUCAUACAUUUGUACUGUUCUUCUUUUUUGAAAAUAACCGAAACCGAACCGAACCGAGGUUUUUCUGUUCCAAAAAAACCGGAACCGAUACCGAGAUAAAAUUUUUGGAACCGCACAGCUCUACUUGAAAUGUUUAUGUUUUGCGGCAAUGCAAAUUGAUCACAUUCGUGACAAAUGCUGACCAAUGUCAAGUAAAAAAACCCAUAUAUUUUCCAACCUACCUUCCCUCUUUUUUCAGGAUAUGAAACCGGAAGCAGAUUAUAUUUUUUGUUCCACUUUGUGUGUUCUUCCCAUAUAGACCCAAUUUUGCUUACGUAUACAGUAGGCUUAUUUUGGUUCAUUUCAAUUAUAGAUUGUUUUGCGUAUGAACUGUCUGAGCACUGAUUUUUCCUCGCAAAAAGGAGUAAAGGUACGUGUAUUGUACAGUGCCGGAUAUUUUCAGAUCGCAGAACUGAAAUAUGUGCAUUGCAUAUAGUACAAAAUGAGGUCCCUGUUCAUAUGGAAAGCAUUCAAAACAACGCAAAGCAAUAGCAUUACUAAUAAUAUACAUGUAAUAUAUAUCGAUUCUGAUUGGCUAAGAGGAGUACAAUUUUAUCGAAAUAUACAGUGCCAAAAAAGAAAUACGUGACAAGCGCCGAAGCAAAAGACAUUUGUAUUUACAGUAAGUUUUGACUUUUGACAGUUAAAAACUUGUAGUACGUUGUUCUGCUAUUCCGGAUAAUGUUUUCAUGUACAUUAUUAGUAGUAAUACAGUAGUAUAGUUUCUCGACCAAUUUAGAAAAACAAACACUCGGUUUUCGUUCAUAUUGCACUCGUCCUUCAAACUCGUGCAGUUUUGAUCGUCUUUGAAAAACUCAUUCGUGCAUGUAUUUUCCAACUUGCACUCGAAACCAUACUAUCAAUGCAAGUUCGCGCGAUGGAGAUUUCGUUUCUAGUUUCCCACUCCAACUCUCCAAGCACGCAACCAGCUACGAUUGCCUUUUUCUAGUUGUGCAGAAAAAUGUAUGUGUGUUAUCUCAUUGAUGUAUUUGUGUUGAUCCAGGGCAUUCCGUUGCAUCUUCAAAUUGAUACUUACGAAGACAUAGGUGUAGCGGAUGCAGAGCCUAUCCACAGGGCGUUCUGUCAGAUCAAGAUAUUCCGAGAUAAAGUGAGUUUGCUUACAAUAGUUUUGACUGCAGAAACAAAACGAUAGUUACUUGGAAGUUGCGCACUUGCAUAUGUGGUAUUGGCGCAUUAUGUCACUUUAUUUAUACCCAGAAAUGUAAGGAAUUACUAAGGUUCGAUUGACGGGAUUCGUUUUCAAAUGCACAAACGGUUACAUUGUUGCAGAUUGCAAAGACUUAUUUGUACAGAGAAAUUCAAGACGCGGAAGUAGAAGAAAUGGAAAUCACCUGCAUGCCUCAAAAAUUGCGGGAAUACAGCCCGUCUGUAUAACCAUACACAGCUAUAGCCGUCGUGCUAAACUAUACGCAUCUGCAGAGGAUAGUAGUAUUGGCCUCUCUCGCCACAGUAAUUGGCAAUUAUUUUUAAUGUUUAAAGCCCCGGUGCAUGAAACGAGGAUGCGAGUUCAAGAGAGCUGAAAUCUUUCUCUCCCGUUUGAUAGCCAACUCUCAUCCCCUCUCGUGAACUUUGAUUUUGUUCAAAUUUUAAUGAGAAUUUUUGAUACCCGCGGUAACAUCCAGUCAAGUCACAAGCAACUCUUGUCGUUUGAGCGGGCCAUGAGAGUAAUUGUGAAACUGUCAUGCAAAUUCUCGCUUGCCAACUCUCGUUGACUCUCAAUAAAGUUUAAAGAACUAUAAGAUUUCAAGCUACAAAUGAUGUUCAUAUGUCGACAACCUAGUUCGCCAUCAACGUGCUGUUAUUUAUUUUUAGGGUGCAGAGAGAAAGAACAAGGAUGAAUCAAGAAGUGCUGAAAAACGAAUGCAGAAAUUAAUGAAGCAAAGCAGCUCGUUCUCAGGUAGUGUGUUUGUGACUGGUAAAACGAACACGAACGUCAUACAUGACGCGGAUGAUGUUUGGUUGAGGAAGGGCUAGACAAACUCUAUAGGUCCUCGGAAAUUGUCAGUUUCAGAAAUCGCAUUUCCUGCGUUCUGAACAAGAUUGUUAUUCAUCUUGUUCGUUUUGCAUUUCCAACAGCACAAUAUCUCACAUCUUUAUAUUACGUUCUCCAACUUCUAUUUCAGGAGACUAUAUACCCCUCCCCGCUAAGCUCCCCUCCCCCUUGAUGCGCGUACAAUCUCUUUUGUUCUGGUGUCGCAACCAAAAUAGUGUCAGUGCAUGUUAAUGUUUUGGGAUUCUGGCCCUCUGGCAGGAAUCGAACCUGCGGUCCUGUGAUACCGGUGCAGCGGUCUAACCUACUGGACCGACGGUGAAAAUCACGUUACUAAAUCAGCUAAGGAGUAUAUGUCCUUACUUAGACCUUUUUGUCUUAGCGAAAGUAUUUUAAAGUAGACUUUAUUUGUACUACUAUUCAUCGUCAAUUCCGACACGAAUUUUUUAUUUGAACUUUCAAUUGUAUUUUUUGUAGAUUCUCCGCCGACCACAAUAUCUUCAUCUGUGUUUCAAACUCCUGCCAAAUUCACAAAGUUAACACCAACAACACCACUGGGACCUAAACCAAUAUUGUUUAGCCCUAAUGAGGUAGGAUACUUUCUAGAUGGUAUAUGGGUAAAUAUCGAGAUUCGUGCAUCUCUUUUGAUAGAACUACAGUAAUGGUCGAUGGGUUUUGUAUAGAUGGAAUUUUCGAACGAAGGUUUCUAUACACUAUUAGCCCUAACCAGGAGCGCGAGCUUGACGAAACCCCUUAUCAUACUCAAAUCCGCACUUGAAGAAAUUUCAGCUCAAACCCGCAGCUAUACGAGUCGACUUGUAGCAAGUCUACUACAGCCACGUUUACACUAUACGCUCAUAUUUUGACGGCACGGAUAAAAGUGGUACCCUACCAAAUGUAUCCGUGCUUGGCCUUUCUAAAUAGAUAGUCAGAACACGGAUAAAAAAUGAUGGUACGGGUACCAAAAUUGAGCGUAGUGUAAACGGGCCUUACACUUACGUACUAGUCUGUGCCUCCGGCACGUACAGUGAGUACACAAAUAAUCGUACCCUGAGUUUAUUUUGAAGCCAAUCGCGGCUUGAAAUGAAGGCUCAACCUUUACCCCACACGAUGAGUCUUGUGAAAAUUAUGCAUGACAAUCAGAUUAUGGAUGGCUUGAAAUUGUUGAUUACAGUAUUUCCUUUUGGAAAGCCUAUAUUAUAAUGACGUAAUUUGUGCAAUGGAUGCUGGGAUAAUUGAGAUCAAAUCAAAGAGAAUUAUAUUCGCGCGGGAAAUACUAGGAUAUUUCCGAUUUGUUGACCUGCAUCUAAGGACGAAACGAACGAACAGGCUAUUUAUUUUCAUUAACGGGACAAAACAAAAUUUGUCACAAAAUUUGAGGUGGAUUCAUUAGUAUUUAUAUAUUUUGAGGUAUUUAUGUCAUUUGAGAAGGAGGUAGUAAGGCAGAGGAAUACAUGUGCGUGACAGGUUUUCACUGGAAUGCUCGGUUUCUAACUUGCUAUAUACUCAUAGCUAUAUACUCACAAAUGAGUAUCUGGGAAAAAGCGCUCGAGCAUACACAUGAGUCAUGAGCACAUGCUCAACAGCUUAAAUUCACCAUAAACAGAUAUGGGGAAGAUAUUAAAUUACUUUUUUAAAAAUGUGCACAGCUAGUGAUAUUUAUUUUUAUUUCCUGUAAUCUGGUUGGCUGCGAUAUCUUGACUGUGGUACAACGAGCCACUUUACAUCAAUAGAGAGGUUAAGAUACCCCGGUUUACGGGUACGGGUAAUAUACACGUACCCGUAAAUCGGGGAAUAACGUGUAACUUAAGAAAUGCAAGAUACUCCGGCAUAAAUGUAAGAAAACCGAUCAGAAAAUGGUAACUUUCGCUUUUGAGGUUCGCCAUAAAUUGUUGAAAACAUUGACGAGCAUAUGUGCAUUAUUUUUUUGGGUAAGAUGUUGAAAUUUUUUACUAUUUAAACGACCCACAAAUAGUAAACAGAAAACACCCGUACCCGUUUGUCUUUUACGUGUAGACCAUGGUUUACCGCGGGGAAACGGGUAGAAAUUACGGGUAAAAAUGCUGACGUCAGCAAAAGUUGGUAAACAAAAUGGCGAUACUAGUACCCGUAAACUGGAACCGGGGUAUCUUAACCUCUCUAUAAAUAUCAAUUCUAAUCACCCACCUUUCAUAAUCAAACAUAUUCCUGUAUCUCCUUAUGAAUCAAUCAUCUUUUGUUUCUGCCGCACCUCUCUACCAGGAUGCACUCUGACACAAUAACUAUGAUGUCACGUUGCAGUAUUGUUUCGACUGGUAAUUCCAUCAGUUAAUCAUCUUUACAAAUAAUAGAAGACGCCGUAGGUAGAAACAUCAUAUGGUUUAAUUUUCCCUUCAGCAAGAUAGUAAGAACAAUUGUUACUGGACAAUUCCUUCACUUAUCAACAAGCAUUUUCCAACCAAAAAUCCACUCCAGCAAGAUCUUUAAUCGGAACACUGUCAAAGUUAGUUACUCGUGCAUGGACAGUGUAGCUAAAAAGUAUAACAUAUCGCGUCACAUCCACCACCUUCUAACAAAAACCCCUAUAUACAUGCAGUAUACCGAAGCCCAGCUAAUGCAUGCAUGCUACUGCAUGCAGGAAAACUAGUCAAUGCCCACUGGAUGAGAAUUAUUAGCAACGCAGUUUAUAAAGCAGACAUAAGAACCCCUCAUGAUGAAAAGAUAUCUUGCUCCAAAUAAUAUGACGUAGAAGGACAGUGCACAUCUAUUUACCAACUGAACUAUUUACCCAUAUAUUUGGUAUAUCAAGCAUGCAUUCCAUAACUACGUAAAAACUACGUACUUAAUUAGGGUCUUAAAUUGAACGAGAAUUGUCCAAGUCCUUUGAAGUUUACUCCAGCUCGUCGUGGCUUUCGGAAGGUUGUUGCAGGAUGUUGUGUUGUAUGUUUAUUAAUAUAUUUUGGCACAAUAAUAUGAAAGAAACGUAUCUUGCAUAUUUAUUGAUAUAUAUUCUGUUGCACAACAACAGAGGUCAAUCAAUGUUAUAUAUAUUUAUUAUGAUAAAGUCUGUCAGAACGAUUAAUAUCACUCUUUGGGAUAUUUGAACUGUGCGCGUUGACCAAGUUUCAUAUCUCUAUAUAUCGACUAUACGAUUUGUAUACCGUGUUUCAAAACAUAGUGCAGCAUUAACUAAUUUCUAAUAUACAGGAUGUCCCAAAAAGGUGAAUAUAGCUGUGUUCCAUAUUUUUACGCAGCAAAUUAUUAGUGGGCAUCAAACAUGCAAUCUAUAAGAGAUGAAUUUUCACACUUAGAUUAUUAAAAUUGGUGUAGCAUAAACAUUGGUGUAACUAUAAAUUGUAAUGUUAUGGCUUUUUUAUGAUCUGUAUAAGAUUCGAUGGGUCCCUUACUUUAAACAACCAUUAUACAUUGGCGCCUGAAACAAAGGAAUGGAAUGUGCAGCUCAGUUCAGCAGACGUUCGUUAGCGAGGGUUGGAGCAAUAAGAACGUCUGCGGAGGAGACCAACUACAUGUAUACUCGAAUAUUUUGCCGUGUCUCAUGGAUUGUCUCUUGGGGGCGAAAUGAGUGAUUUACUGUAUUUUUUCCUCAUGUGCAGCUUGUAUUUUUAGUGCAAAGCCAAUAUAAUUGAUUGGUUAUGGGAUUUAGCAAACAUCCUUAUGCAUGAGUGUCAGUGGAGAAAAUGUAUAGCAUCAACAAUUUAUUUGAUCAAGCUAAAACAUUUAUUACCACUAUACAUGCACAUUAUUUUCCAAAUCUAUUAAAUGUUCAAUUGGUAAACAAAAAAAAUAACAAUACAAUUUGAUGCGAGUUACAUUCCUGUAGGUGUUUUAUUGACGGCAACCAUAAUAUUCGACUCUAAUUGCAGGAUAAUUGCUCCAAGAUUGUGGCCAUACGCGCAUGUAUCGUGCUUGAAUAGGACUUCGAAAUGAUUGGGUAACAAUCGAUGUUCUGUCUCUGUUAGCUUGGAAAGUCUAAAUUUAAAAAUAAGAAUAUUAUUCGGCGUAGGAAAGUGAUCUACGCCCUAAUACGUAGUAAUUAUGAGGAACUGAGAAUCUAUUGACCUUUAAGAUAUAUCUAGAAACACCGUGAUGCAGCAUGUCAUGACCCUUUCUCAUAAUACAGCCAAUUGAGAUGUUGACUUUCAUGGGUUGCAAGAUUAUUGAUUGUUCUAGUAGUAAAGAUUUUGAUCAACCUGCUUAAUCAUGACCCGCAUGGGAAAUCAUUCCACCUGCAGCUAUUAAACAGAUUAUCAUGACGUCAGAAUAACGCGUAUACGCAUAUAGACUAUAGUUGGAAGGCACGUCAUCUUGAACUAGGGCCGUUCUUGCAUUACAAAAGGCACUGUUCCCAUAUUGUUAGACUUAGAAAAUGGGCACUGUGAAGAAAACUUGGGAGCGCAAGUGCCCCCCCCCUCCCCCACUCCACGACAUAAUAAACAUCAUAGCAAAACAAAAUGCAUUUUAACCCAAUUCGAAAAAUGUUCUGACCAAUACCGUCAAUAAAAGGCCAAUAACAAUGUUGUGACGCUGUCUUGGGAAACGCUUACUGCAAUAAUUUUCCGUUCUUUCAAAACACAGGACGUUUAGUUUAUCCGCUGACUCACCAUUUUCUUUCCCGACUCUUGAUAAUAUGUCCAUUUCUUUCCAUCAGUGCUGAAUGAAACCACAUACGACAUCGCCCAUUCGUUAGCCACACAGCUUCCCUGGGUUGCUAUUCCUGUCACAAUGGUUAGUUGUCCUAAGUCAACUUGAAACCAUGAGUUUCUUGUCCCUUUGAACGUUGAUGUCCAAGCACAGUGGCCAUUGUUCGUGUUCAAUCUUCCGUACCAGGGUUUGUAAUUCCCACCAUAAUAAGACGACGCGGUGAAUGCAUUAUCCGGUAUUUUGCCACUCUGCAUUCCUAACGCUUUCGGGCCUCGACAUUGUUUCAAUGUGGCUGAAAAAUCAAAAUAAAUGACAAAAAUUAUUCGAAUUUCCCCCGUUUCUAUUUAUAGAUUUCAAAUUUUAGAUAAACGAAACAAUUUUUCUUGAAGAGGAUUUGCUAAGAUCGUAAUGAGCAACUUUCCCACCACAGGGCCGUAGAUACGGGAGGGGGGCUGAGUUUUCACUUAUCUUUCUUUUAACCAACCUUGAAAUUCCCUGAAGUUGCAAUAGUAAGUGAAUUCACACAAUCCCCCACGACUUAAACGUUUUGUUGGCGUUGUCAUGAGCCGUGAAAACGAUGUAAAUAACAUAGCAGUUUGAACAACUACGGCGUAUUAGGAAUGCUUAAGGGAUGCAAAUUAUAGUAACCUUUGUCUUAGAGUAAUGAUGAUAUUGUUGAUGAGCUCGUUGCCGUUGUACUGUAUUUGCCAAACUCUCUAUUUUCACAAAAGAGACAUCGUUCUAUGGUUAGAAAUGUGUUAUUUUCCUCAGUAAGGUAUACCUACAGCAGUAAGGGAUAAUUAGUUUUGCGUUGAAUUAUUUGUGCAACACAAAUUAAGCUGAAUUACUUCCAUAUACCUUCUAUUUUACCUGUCGUUCUGUUCCAGCACAAUGUUUUAUAUGCCGAAACAUGUUUUUCAACCUCAUUUGCAAUAUCCUUGCAACAGUUUGCAGGAAGAGUAUUUCCAGGAGCACAUAGAGUCUUGUUUGCUUCAAUCUUCUUCACCACUUGUGAUUUUAUCAAAUCACAGCAGAUUACCUCGGUAAGUUUAGCCGUCGAAACAAAAAGAACAAAACUCAGUAAGAUAAUGUUUGCCAUUCUUCUGCAGUAAUUGUGACACGAACCACGUGAAAGUUGACGAAUUCUGGAACAAAGGUGGUUUGCGUAUACUCGCUUAAAACAUAACUACUUGUACUGCUGAAGCUAUAUAAGUCACGUGACACAUGAAAGAAUUUAAACCAAUAAGGUUUUAACAAAUCUCAAUGUACACAUUUUUAUCCCUCCCUCUUAUCGUGAUCGUCAGAGUAAGCGCCUUAAUGUUGCUGAAACGGAAGAUUUAGCAUCAUAGUCAUGCAGUCAUAUACAGACAUUAAUAUGUAAAUCUCAAGUACAUACGAAAACGAUGUCCAAGACUGCAUUAAACAGCCAAACAGGCCACAUUUGUUUAGAGUGUACUUAUUUAGAAGACUAACAAUUGUUAUAAUAUAUUAAGUCUGUCAGAACGCCUUAUAAUACCGCUGUAUUGGAUAUUUGAUUCAUCUCCUAGAUUGAAUUUUUUGAGGCCUACUUAUAAUUAGUUAUGUAAAAAUCAGGAACGCACCUAUAUUGAAUUUUUUGGGACACCCUGACCCUGUGUACUAGAAAUACAUUAAUUUAUCAUCAUUAAUCACAUAUAUAUAUAUAUAUAUAUAUAUAUAUAUAUAUAAUAAUAAUAAUAAUAAUAAUAAUAAUAAUAAUAAUAAUAAUGAAAACUUUAUUAAUAGAACAUUUAUAGAUAUAUACAAUUGUAAAUCUCACUUCUUGAGGUAACCUACAAUUGACUACUUGAAUCACUUAUACGGGGUUAUAGUUUUAUAUACAAAAAUUGUUAAUUAUUUAUAGAAAUAGUUACUUUAAAUGUUCAUUAGUUCGGGAUUUGUCCAUUCUUUAUUUCUACAGCAAAAUAUGUAGUACGUUGAUCGGAUGGCAAUAGAUAUCAUUUUUCUGAUACAAUAUUGUUGGUGUUGAUUAUCCAGUCCUAACUCAUUUAGCAUUUUUACGAAUGUAUGGCAUUCUUUGUCAAACACCCCUAGCGAACUGACUGAUAAUAAUAAUAAUAAUAAUAAUAAUAAUAAUAAUAAUAAUAAUAAUAAUAAUAAUAACAACUAAAGUUCUGUUGACUAAAUUUAACGGUUAAAGCUUCAAGAAACAACGAAACGUAAACUCAUGAAACUAUUUUUUGUAAAAUCACUUUUAUCCGAAUAUCAUUUUCAUUGUUAAUCUUUUCACAUCCAUAAUCCACGUGUCUCAUUUAUUGGUUUGCAUUUUAGUGUUUCCAUAUCAACGAAACAGCUUUACAGAGUGCCACAUUUCUUCAUGCUGUCAAGUAAGUGGGAUGCAACCUUAUUUGAAAAAUCUUGCAAUAAACGUUGUGUAUCCAGUUAAAGUGGCUCCCUACAGUUCUUAACUCGCAAUCUCCCGUGACAUAGAGAAACUCACUGGGUCCCAACAGAAUUAAAUCUUUCCUAUACGCCCGGGAAAAUUUAGCUAUUUCUAGUUUACCUAUAAAAGUACAGUAUGUUCUAAAUAAUGAAAUUAAUAAACGUGAUUCACACCGUUAGAAAGAAUGCAAAAUAUUCAGUAUAUAAGACAAUUUGGUGAGUACGAUUUUCUAACUCGAUUUUGAUUUGUGCAUGGAAGGUCAAACCUUUGAACCUUUAUAACUCGAAAUGGAAUCAGAAAAUCGUACUAUAUACUCACAUAAAUAUCUUAUUUUUAUCAAAAUAACAUCAAAAUGAUUUUUAUCUGGUGUAUCAUGGGAAAUAUUUCCGUGGACCCCACAUCCAAUAUUGUUUACAAUGUGUUAUUUUGUAUUUGUGCCAAAUUUUAUGCUAUUAACUUAUGUCUGUUCUUACACCAAGAUGUCUUUUACCUUGCAUAAGUAUAUAAAAAGCCUCGAUUUUUCUGUAGAGAAAAUGAGAACAAAAGACGAUUGAAAGCUUCCUUGGAUAUUGCCAAUGUAAGAUUCAUGUACUUUCAAGUAUAAUGUAUUUUAGAAUUAAAAUGUAUUUUAUCAAAUGUCAUUGUGACAUUUGAUGUCCCUAACAAAAUAGCAGGGAGGCAAGGGAUAGCGGACCAUUGGUCCCAGAAAAUGUUACGGUCAGCCAAAAGAAAAAGAAAAUUUUGGAAGGAAGAGGGAAGUGAAGAAGAAGCGCAAUAAAAAAUAAAUUAGUAUUAUAAUGUCAGUAUGUUAUAGAUUAGUGUGGUAUUAAGAGAAAAAGGAGAAGCCCCAUCAGUAGUUAGCAAAUACAAAAAGAGCUAGUAAGCGAUCGUCAUGACUAUUCGUCAUGUUGAUAACAAUGGACUCAUUUUUGGAAGAAACUCGGUUUUGUUGUGGGAAACAUAGAAACUCUAGGGGAGGAGGACGCUUUUAUAUUAUGAAUAUGAUGUUUAUCCCAUAAUUCGUUCAGUUGUAGUAAACCCUGUUGACUAAAAUAUGUUAUUUAGGAUGAACUUGCUGAUCUUGAGUUUAUACCUCGAAACAAAGCUCAGAAAGUUGCAAGGCCUCCACAACCAGGUAAUGUAACUUAGGUAUUAUUAUUGGUGGUGUAGUUGCUUCAGGAGUCGCGAAAACGCCCAUCUGUGGACUUUCAACAUGCAGCAUCCCAGAUAUUCUGAAUGAUGUAGAGAUCUCAUAAACUCUAGUCUGACGAUGUAUAUAAAGUCCUUUAUAAUGAGAUUUUAAAGCGUUGAAAUCCUUUGCUUUUUUAUGUCAGGCUCGUGUGAGUUUCAACAAUGAAGGUUUCGGGGGAAUGAGACGUAAUAUUGAAGCUUAAAAUUUCCAUUCUUGAAAUUCCUCAUUAAGUUGUUAAAAAUGCAUGAUAUGGAUAAUUCUGCAGUAUUCCACACCGCAUCUUGAAAAAAUUAUUAAUUCCCGUUGACAAGCAAACAAAUUCCAUAUUCCCCAAACAAAGAAUGUUCUCUAUUCCAAAAACCAAGCUCAUGGCCCGAAAUGGUUGCAUCUACGUCACAGGAACGAUAAUUGGGCCUCUAAAUUUGAAAUGCUCUAAGUUAUAGACCGAGUAAAUUUAUUUGUAAAUUGCAAGACACACCUAAUGAAUUAGAAAAGCAAUGCUUCUAUAUACAAUAAUAUGAAUAAUUUAAAUUGCGUUCUAUUGUUUGUUAGCUGUUACUAUAUAUGUCAAGAAGGAAGAAGAAAAAGUUUACAAUGCAUUAAUGUUAGAUUCUUUUGCUGUGGUCGAUCUUCGUGAAUCAGUAAGUAAUUAUAUAUGAUUCAGACUUAUCUCCAUGGUAGAUGUUUCUCUAUAAAUAUUAUGGAUUUAUAAAACACUGAAAUUUAUCAGGGCUCUUAAUUAAUAGAAUAUCUUUCUUAUUGACAGGUCAAAUAUAUUAUUGAUAAUUUUUCGUUUUUGUUGUAAACGGAAGUUUCGAGUGUAAAUUGCAUACAUUUUUAGACUUGACCAGGAGCAGCUGCGAAAAAUGCAACUGUAGUCCCUCUGGCAGGAAGCGACCCUGUGGCCUUGCGAUUACGGUGCAGCGCUCUAACCAACUGAGCUACAGAGUCCAGUUAACGAGCUUUGAACACAAGAUGCAUGCAUAUAUAAUAUAAUAAGAUGUUGCCAGUGUAUGGUUCAUGGUUACGUAAAUAUCAGGAAUAGGCAAUUCCAGCUUUUAGUUUAUGCCUGCAGGGGAUGAUGGGAAGUAAGGUAUCAUAGUGCUGAUUAUGCUGAAAAUUUUCAAUAAAAACUACCGAAACAACCGAAAUAUUUCAAUAUUUACAAGUAUAAGCUAUCACUCCGUGUUUACACGGCCACCAUUUCUAUUUUUUCAGCAUAAUCAGCAAUAUGAUACCUUACUUCCCAUCGUCCCCUGCACGCAUAAACUAAAAGCUGGAAUUGCCUAUUGGGCAGCUCACUCGGUAGAAAUAGAGGUUGGAGUGUUCUUUUCAUUUUGUUUUGAAAAGAAACAAAUCACUCGGAUUUAUUUUGAAUUUGCUUGUUCCAAAUAACCAAGUGUAAUUACGAGAGUUCAUGUAAAAAUUGAAAUAUCCACGCAUGCGCAUGAUUAUGUUUUAUAGAUUGUGUCUGUUAUAUGAUUAUGUCUGAUUCGACAACCAAAUGAAUUUAUUAGACAAUUAAGUCUUGAGUAACGUGAACUCCUUCAUAAUUCUUAUUUGUAAGAACUAUUGGAUAGAAAACGUUUAAUUGUUGUAAAUGGAAAUGGUAACACAAUAUAGCGUAAUUUGGAAUUUCAGAUGGCCCUUUUUAUUAGAAGAUACCACAGUCAUGGUUGCUUGGGGGUAAAAAACUAAGUAUAAUAUUCAUACUUACCAGGUUGCACAGAAGUAUGAUAUUCCACCGGAAAUGAUAAAGGCUGUGUACAAGAAAACUAAGAAGGGGUAAGUCACGUCUGUAAAAAUGCUCUCCAAUGUACAUCUUACUUAGUAAAGAAUGGCAAUUGUGGGUCAAUUAAUUGUUAAGGCCAAAUUAUUAGACCUUACGAUUACGUGACGCCAACUGGAGUACCAAAGUCAAACAGGGAAUCGUUCCAGCUCCGUGGGUGUGUCGCGGCAAUCUCACGUUGUCACAGGGUAGAACGAAUGCCGUCAUCGUACUUUUGACAUUAUAGAGAGCGUUAGAGUGUACUACGAGAACGUGUACGAGAUCAUUGUUUGCAUCUUCUUACGCUAUUACGUACGCAUGCGCGCGCAAUCUCGUAUAGUACGUGCUUGUUUUACUGCAAGACUUUUCAAAAAUCCUGUUGUCAAUUUGGCCAUGGCUACGAGAUUUAUAAGACGUCAGUAUGUUGCCGUAAGAAUAUGGCGUAUCCAAAUAAACGAAUCUCGUCGUACUCGUACUUGUCCAGUCUAAAGCUCUCUGUUGUGUAAGAACAGGAGUAGCUCUCUGCGUAAAAGUAUACAAUACAACAUAGUUAUUUCAAUAUUCGUUUUCUCAUAUUUGUUUAUAUAAUUAUUUUACUUAGUAUCUUGGUGAACAUGGACGAUCGAAUGGUUGAACAAUUUGUAGACGAAGAUGAUUUCAUUAUUAAGAUAGAUUUUGAUAACCAACUUGGACAUUUCGAACUUACAUUAUUCUAUUGA
Molecule: messenger RNA, 24514 nt
Organism: Paramuricea clavata
Lineage: Eukaryota; Metazoa; Cnidaria; Anthozoa; Malacalcyonacea; Plexauridae
Source: the annotation of a GenBank genome assembly